Phymastichus coffea is the source of this 3721-nucleotide messenger RNA. RefSeq names its product probable E3 ubiquitin-protein ligase bre1. Gene Ontology annotation, biological process: regulation of transcription by RNA polymerase II. The transcript is spliced from 2 exons. Gene Ontology annotation, molecular function: DNA binding. The coding region runs from base 195 to 1808 and encodes 537 amino acids. The record is from RefSeq and is a predicted model, not a curated record. NCBI's taxonomy places the organism in Eukaryota, Metazoa, Arthropoda, Insecta, Hymenoptera, Eulophidae. Gene Ontology annotation, cellular component: nucleus; transcription regulator complex.
CGUUUCGUUAGCGCCCAGAGUGAGAGUGUUUGACUGGUGCCGGUAGAUUUUUUUUAGCAGUGCUCGACUUCGCGGGUACGCGUCUUCAAAUGCCGCUCUGCGUUAAGUCUUAGUACAAAGUGUUCUUCUGAAAUAGCGCCAGACGCGUAAGUAUAACAAGUUUGUGUGGUUAGCCGGCGGCCGACGAGUGGACCAUGGCGUCGCUGGACGGCACGGUUAUGGUUUCACGCGCGCGUCGUCGCCCGGCCCGCUACUCGCCCGAGCUUACUACCGCCACCCCCUCGACUGCCGCCACUACCCCGCAACAGUCCGUUGCAUCAGUUCUAACGGACAUGCUCAACAAUAACAACGGCGUCGGUUCGCUAAUCGAGUCCACGCCACCCACAGCGCCGACCGAAUUACGCCACGACCAACAGAACACCUUGAUUACGGGCCCAAAUCACGGCGAUAUGCCACCAACAACCAGGGGUCGUCCCCGACAUGGCAAGUCCAAGAAAAAGAACAAUAAGAAGCGUCAUACAUCGGUAGACGUUAAUAUACACAAUUACACGAAGAGGCCGAGAGUUGCUAACGUCCUUCUUGAAAACGAGAUGCUCAUCGACGAGAUCAGGACGCGGAAGGCACUUUGGCAGAGAACGCACGAACAGCAUCAUUCAUCCACUCUUACUGCGCCACUUUGGGAUGAAGUAGCAAAAAUCCUUGAUUCCACUUCGGACAAUAUACGGAGGAGGUGGAAAAGUCUCAAAGAUCACUACAGAAGGGAAUUGAAAAAGUCAAUGACAGAUGCUACUGCUCCACCUUCUGCUUGGCCUUAUUAUAAGAAAAUGCGUUUUAUGAAAAGUCAAAUGUUUGUAUCUCUUCGUCGAAAAAACGGUGAAGAUCAUCUUGAAAUUCUAAGCGAUGAUGAAGAAGAAAUAAAUAAUCAGUGGAAUGGUCAAGGAGCACGAAAACAAGAAUGUGGUUCUGAUACGAUUGAUGGUUACGAAGUGUCAGAUGAAUACAAUGAAAUGGUGAAAUUUGAACAGCAUAUGCAAACUCAUGAUGACAUUGAUGCUACUCAAGAAGAUGAAGAAGAAGAGGAUGACGAACGGCCUCAAGAGGAAGAGGAGCAAACUGAAGAGAUGCAGGAAGAACAAGAACAGUCUGUAAUACCACCAAUGCAAGAUGAUAGACUUUCUACUAUGCAACAGCAAACUGAAAUGCCAGAAUUAACUAGUAUUGCCAAUAUACGCCAACAACCUGUUAUUACGUCUGAUAUGAGAGCGACUGAUUUGGUAGGUCUUCCGAAUAUAGUAACUACCACUGCCAGUUCUUUAUCAAACAGACUGUCAGGUAUACAGCAACGGGCUGCAGAAAUUGUUCAACAAUCAGAACGAUUGUCUUCACUGCAGCAACAAGAUGAUAUGAAUGGGCAUUUAGAAGACAUGAACACAAGGCAUAACACUUUGCAGGAACAACAUGCUGAGAUAAAUAGUAGGAUAUCUGCCAUUCAGAGAAAUGCAGAAAUAGCAGCAAUUCAGCAACGAGCAAAUAUCUCAGCCAUGCAUGAGAGGGCUCAAAUGUCAGUUCUACAACAGAGAGCUGAAAUGCAGCAGAGAAAUGGAGGUGUAGAUAAUGGUGUUGAUAAUUCGAAUGUUUCACCUAUUACUGGAGAUGGUAGCAUUUCUGAUGACUAUCACUUUUUCAUGAGUUUGAUGCCACACGUAAGGCAUUUUACAUCAUUACAAAAACUCAAAGUAAGAAAUAGAAUACAACAGAUCAUUAUUGAAGAAGCAUCAAACUGCCAGUAUGAUCCUCUAGCAAAUUAAUCAGAAGAGGUUAAUCUGUUUUUUUUUUAUUUUUAUACAUUUGUGUAUUGUCAUGCAAAUGUAUUUGUUCUUAAAAAAUUAUGAAUGCGUUGUUAAAGUGAAUUUCAAUACCAAAGUGAUAUAUGCAUUCAAAUGUAUAAUUCUGUAUAUUAUUAGAAAUAUUAUAUAAUUUAUAUAUGUAAAAAUCUAAAUAGUUUUGUUGUCAUGAAAAGUAUAUAGGGUUAGAUAUAUAAUAGGUAAUUAUAACUACUCUGUAGGAAUCAAAGCGUUAUAAGUUAUAAGUUUAAUAUACUUAACAUACAUUCUUAUGAUAAAAUCUAUUUUAUUAUAACUUUUCUAUUCAAACAAAUUAUGCCACAUUCUUUAUAUAAUUAAAAUAAUGUAUUUUAUAUUGAAAAACUGUAUUAAAAGCUUUGAAGAACUAUAAAACACGUUAACCAAGCAAUCACACUAGUGCAGUGACAAAAAGUUUCUAAUAGUUAUAUGGAUCUAAAAAAUUUAAAGUUUACUACUAUGGAAGAUACAUAAUAAUAAAAAUAACUAAUUACUAUCUUUGAUUGCACCUACCAUUAAUGAACUAUUUUGUUUAUGAUAAAAAAAAUUAUUUUUUCCUAAGAACACCAAGGAACUUUACUUUCACUAUUACAUUACUAUUGAAAAUAAUAAUAAUUAACACUCAAGGUAAUAAUGAUUGGUCAACUUCAGAAAAAUUUCGAAACUAAAGUAGAAAAAGGAAAUAUAUAUUCGGUGAAUGACAUAUUGUUCUGCAUUGUUCUAUGGUAUCCAACCACAAGUAAAAAAGUAAAGUUUAAAAGUUUUUAAGUUUAUUAUGAAUUCUUCGCUGUAUGUGUGCAUUAAUAUUACAUGUUAAACAAACCAAAUAGUUGUUUAAAUGCGUGACUCGAUACUUUUAAAAAUAUUUUGUAUGUUUAAUAUUUCUAAGAACUUUUUAUUAUUUGUAAACUUGUAAUGAAUGAAAACGUUUACAUACUGUAUAUAUGUGCUCUUAUUCAUAAGUUUUUUACCUCGUAACUUGAGAAUAUAAGCGUUAAAUUUGAUUGGAGUUAUUAUUUGGCCUGAAUAAUACGAGUGCUGGCACUAGUGAAAACAGAUUAUAAAGAAAUUUCCAUUCGAAUAAUUAUUGAGGGAUUCAAUAUGUAAAAAAUUAUUUUCGUCUAUACCUUUGUAGAAUAUAAAAAUUCCAACACUACGAAUUGUUAAAAAUGUAAUUUAAAUCAAUUCGAGUAACUCUCACGGUUGUAUUAACACAUUGAAAAAGUUAUCAGUCUAAAAUUAAGAAUAGGAAAAUAAUAUAGAUUGGCUUAUACAGAAGAAAGGCUAAACAAACGAUGCAUGAGAAGAGUAGAGGGUUCACAAUUCAAAACAGUAUACGCGAAGUAAUUAGAGAGGAGAGGAAGAGGCAAAUCCGGUCUCCCUUGCCCUGACCUUAUCCGGCUGACGCGUCGAUGGGUUCACACGUCAAGUGCACCAGUCGCUUUGCUCGACUUUAUACCGUAAUACCAAUAGGUCAAUGUACCGAGUUUCAAUCUUUACGCAUUGGCUUCGAUCUCAUUUGCCCAAGCCAUGGCUUGUACUUUAUGCUUUUUGGCAAAUAUAUACAUUGAAAUAUGCGUUACUAUUAAUUGAUUCAUUGUAUUUCGUCCGACGUUUUUAUCGAUUCAUUGACUGCUUAUCAUCAUGUUACUGGUGAUCUGCUUUGUGAAUUGUACAAAUAUGAUUUUACAUUGCUGUAGAUGAUUUGGUUUUCUCAAUCUUUGUAAAAAAUACGUGUAUAAGUCAAUUUAAUGUGUUUACUUGUCUUGUAUUACAUUUUACCAUAGAUCAUAUAUGUCAGUUUUAAUUUCCUAAAGUUAUGUAUCUCCCUUGACUGUGUUGGAAAAUUAAAAAAUAAA